Messenger RNA from Neoarius graeffei (lesser salmon catfish), 1928 nucleotides. RefSeq lists its product as uncharacterized. Lineage: Eukaryota; Metazoa; Chordata; Actinopteri; Siluriformes; Ariidae. The record is from RefSeq and is a predicted model, not a curated record. The coding region runs from base 319 to 1812 and encodes 497 amino acids. Gene Ontology annotation, biological process: base-excision repair. The transcript is spliced from 4 exons. Gene Ontology annotation, cellular component: nucleus. Gene Ontology annotation, molecular function: DNA-(apurinic or apyrimidinic site) endonuclease activity; phosphoric diester hydrolase activity; double-stranded DNA 3'-5' DNA exonuclease activity.
ACAAAAACCAGUCUAAUGCAUAGUCUACUCAUUUAUCCAGUCGUUACAACAUCUGACGUAUUUUUCGUGUGUAACCUGCUCCCUAUAAAUCACCUGACUAACUGGACACUUCAUCUGAUGUACUUCUUGAAUUUUGUCACAAGCUGAUUGCACAAGGUGCAUAUAUCACGAUUGCAGCUGGAAAGCUACGUGCCCAAUAAAUGUGGGGAAUUUGUACCACCACCCGCCUUUCUCCAUGCUUCAUUGUCAACCCCAAUCAGUGAACUGCUACAACAUCAUCAAGCUGACUGCUGAGCACAAGGAGUUCAGUCAUUAACCAUGACAUCACUAGCAAAAACAAGGCUCCGUUUUGUGACCUGGAACACAUGUGGUAUAAAAAACCCACCCCAAAAAUUUUCAGAUUUGUUGAACAGCCUCAUUUCCUUACAGACUGAUAUUGCCUUUAUACAAGAGACACAUGUUGGGCCAAAGUGUUACCAAAUCUUUGAGAAAGCUGACAAAUGGAAUGUCUAUUUUACUGUGCACAGCUCUCGCAGCAAAGGAGUCGCAAUACUGAUAAGACACGAAGUACCAUUUGAGUAUAUAUGCCAUGAUGAGGAUUGCAGUGGAGGUUACAUUGUGCUCUUCUGCCGUCUGUAUGAUGAACUAUACACUCUCGUUAAUGUGUACAAUCAUAAGGCAGACAGAAAUAUCUUGGCUAGAUUGAAAGAUUACCUGAGGGAAGCAGCUGAGGGUAUACUCGUGGUUGGAGGAGAUUUCAACACUGUUUUGGAUCCCAGCUUUGAUCGGUUAUCUCCAGCUGUUGUCACACAGCGGUCUCCACUAAGAGCUAUUUUAAACGACUUUACUACUUCUUUGAAUCUCAGAGACACCUGGUCAUAUCUACGCUUUGCUGAUGGGGGCUUUACACGACGUCAGAAUGAGAGUCAAUCCAGGAUAGACAUGUUUUUCAUGUGUAAUGAUGCAAUGGGACAGGUGUGUGAUAGCAAAAUAGAGAGCAAUGAAAUUUCAGAUCAUAAUCCUCUUGUCCUAGAACUCAUAGUGCAGCAACAGACUGGAAAUAACACUCCAAAGGUGGCCUUGCUUUUGGAGAAAACUAGAAGUGUUGAAGAACCUGACAGGAGACCAUGGAAGAUUAGUGGGGCAGAAGUACUGAGUGCCAUCAAGUCUCUGACUGGCUCGAACCAAAGACAUGAUACACCUGAUGUGGAUAAGUACAAAAGGGAUUGUUGUCAGUGGACUGAGCCUUUAAAGAUAAAGUAUAACCUCAUGGUAAAGAACAAGCAGGUACCUGAAGCUUAUAAUUCAAUAGGUAAUUUCAAUGUAGAGUAUUUGAUAUUUUCAGAAAUUUUGGCCAAGCGCCUUAGUGUGCUCAUUACUCCUUCUUCAGGGAGAAAGAAGAAAGCAAAGUUUGAUAUUCGUCUCACCAUGACCUUUACGACAGACCCACAGGAAGUUAAAUGGUCUUUCCUGGAACAAAUCCUCAGGAAACAAAAACAGACACUGUCUGUCCCUCUACUUGACUUCAGCAUUCUGGACCUCCUUCUUCCUAAAGUCCAAAACUUUUCUGGGGAACUCAGACGUCUGCAGCCUGGUUAUCCCCUCACCAACACUAUCAUCAAUCUGGCUUUGACACAUCUAGAAGAGCUGAUUCUCAGAAGUGAAACAGAGUGCAGUACCAGUGUUUCCUUUCACAGACAGACUCUGCUCAUAGAUGCGCACCAGAGCAAACGACAGAAAGUUGUUAGGGUACUAGAGAAAUUCCAGGAUGAUUCAGGGAUGAGACUUACAGAAUGUCACAUAAUAGAUUGAGAUGAUGAUGAUGAUGAUGAUGAUACUAUGUUAACAUAGCUUAAAUUUACACUAUCCUUAAAUAUCAUGCAGAUUAUAAAAAUACUUUAUUGUUGUACAUGUUUAGGGACUGGGAU